Molecule: messenger RNA, 731 nt
Organism: Macrobrachium nipponense
Lineage: Eukaryota; Metazoa; Arthropoda; Malacostraca; Decapoda; Palaemonidae
Product: BLOC-1-related complex subunit 8-like
Exons: 6
Coding region: 162-731 (189 amino acids)
Cellular component (GO): BORC complex
Source: RefSeq, a predicted model, not a curated record
UCAACUCAGCUGUCAAGUAUUGACGUUUGACUUCUGCUUUCGUUUUUAUGUUCUUUGACGGGUCGCUGGCAAUUGUGGAAAGUGUUUUGGCCUUGGAAUAAGAUUUGUACAAGCUUAUAGCAUCACAGAUUUAACCGCCUCCCUACCAAGUAGGCUAGAGGAUGGCAACUAUAUCUCCACCUCAUCCUCCAAAUGAUCCAGAUUUGGAAGUUAAAGUUAAAAAAGCUUUGGAAAGAGUGAGCGAGAAUAUCCACAUAUCUGCCAAUGAACCAUCUCUAGCUGUAUAUCGUCUCCAGGAGCACGUCAGACGAGCAUUACCACCAACAGUCACUCGUCGACAGCAUGUCACUUCACUUCAUUCUCAACUGCAGGGCGCUUGUUAUGAUGUGGAGUAUGCCCUAGGAGCUGUGAGGGGAAUGCAAGAUUCAAAUGAAAAAUUCUUAUCACUUGUUGAAUUGUUGAAGAACUCGAUAUUUCUUCGUCAGCAAGCUCAAAUUCGAACAGACUCGAAGAUUGAAGAAGUCUUCCUUUCACCACAACACAGACUUCCUAUAACGUCCAAAUUAUCUUAUGAGCAGCUUCGUCCAGUACUGAUUUCUGAUUCAGUUUGCCUCAUGAUGUUAAAGCCCUUUGAAGCUUUUAGGGUUAAAGCAUUUCUUUGUAACAUGCACUGUGCUUGUAUAAAUAAGGAUUUUUCUUUGGUAUUUUCUCAUUCAGGAGAAUCAAAAUGA